GAAGGGGAUGAAGAAGUGGUGGGACAGCAGCAGGGUAAGGAAUUGAAUUUUGUUGUUGUUGCUGUCGGUUGGGGUGUGCUGCUUUGUAUUCUGCGGCUUCUGCUGCCGAUGAUAUUUCGCGGUGGCUUUUCGUGUGUCCACAGCCUGUGCCAGUUCAGCCCGUGCAUCUUUCUACCUUUGUUGUCAUUAAGGAGGCUGCGAUUUCUUCGCUCCAUACGGAACAAAAGGAGAGUGAGGUUAGGUGGUGAAGUGAGAAGGAUGCUUUAUUCGAAACAGGGUUACUUCGAUGGGUUCUUUUUUUCGUUUCACGUCGCGAACCCAUUUUCUCGGUGCAGCUUGUGAAGCGUGUGCUUCGUCCUUUUUUGUGGAGCUUUUUGCGUGCCUCCGUUUUUUUGCUGUUCUUGUUUUGUUUCGGUGUUUUAUCCUAUUCGUCGAGGUUGCGGUUUGUUUCGUUUUUUCUUUUGGGUUGCUCCCGUUCCCCAAAACCGUUUCCUUUGUUAAUUUGCUUCCUCCGUUCCUGGUGGUAACGGUUGCUAGGUGACGUUGGCGACGUCGGUGACUAUGAACAAGAUUGGUGGUGCUUUUUUUUUGUUACUGAUUGUUGGCUGUUGCCGAUUUUACCAUUUGCUUUUGGCGGUGGGUUUUGGCGGUGGGUGUUGAUGGUCGAAGGGGUAAAAAGUGUCUUCGAAUCGGUAUCGCGUUUGCUUCCCACUUCCCGCAGCGGGUUUUUGGGGUGGUACAUAUACAAUUUGACUUCAGUGAUUGUUCAAGAUGUGGUGAGCUUGUACCGUUUUUGCGUAGUACGAUUUUUUUUCUUAUGGAAUUGGCACAUUUUAUCCAUCUGGAAUCACAAGGUAUAUUUUUCCCACAAUAAAUGUUAUUAAUUUUUUGCAAGGGUCACAUUAUCUGUUUCAUAUCUAAUCUUUCUGGGUUAUUAAAUAAAAUAAUAAAAAAGAGACUCAUUUUGAAGCAAUGAUACGGUUUUACUAAAUUAUAAAAAGUAAAAGGGUGAAGUUAUUAUAAGUUUUCCUCCUUUAUUUUCCUAGGAGAAGGAUAGCAGAACGUAGUUUCGAUCUACGGACCUCUGGGUUAUGGGCCCAGCACGCUUCCACUGCGCCACUCUGCUCUGUGUACAAAUUUCCGUGCGUUAAAUCACAAAAUCAUCUCUUUAUUGUACCAGGGUAGCAAACGAUUUUUCUGUUCAACAAAAUCAUUUCCUUCCUGCGGUAUUCUUGAUGCGUUCUACAGCUUCAACUUCAUUGAGAUCAAAGCACCCUACGUGUUGCAUUUCCUAUCCACACUACAGUCUAGUUCGAAUCGAUUCGCCGCGUCUGUGCCAUGGAGUCGUUUUGCCUUAAAAAGCCUGCACUGAAUUUUCUCCGAAAUGCAGGGAAAAAGAAGCAAUCAAAGCUAGAACACCAGCUGAAUGGCGGCCGACCGGCUUCCGAUACGCUUAGCGAGGUAAGCGAUUCGAACCUGUCGCACGAUCAUGGUACGCCUGUGGCGACGAGCUUAACGAACCCGGAAGUUUCGAGCAGUAGUGCGGCCAGGGUGCUUUCCGAGCUGAAGGAAGAAGUCACACGGUUGAUUGAUGAAUCGAUUCAGAAAAUAGAACUAGAAUGGAUGCAGAGCACCAAGUGCGGUAAGGAUGCUGUUCCGGAGGAAGAGGUAGUAGCACCACCGGAAGCAACACCCGAACCACCGGUUCGAUGUUCGGAAGAAACCUCCAAGACUCUGCAUCCGGACGGUGAUCGGGGCCUGUUAGGGCACAGGGAGCAAAAUUUGCAAGUACUUCAUACGGAACUGUUUGUGACGUGUAAGCGACAGACGCGCAUGAAGCUGUUGAAUGAAAUUCGUGAUCUGGUGGAGCGGUUGAAGGAUUUGGAAACGCUGGGAGAAUGACGCAUCUUGGAUGAGGCUCUCUGAAGCAAUGGUUUAUUUGUGAACAAUAUACAUACUGUGGAACAAUA
Molecule: messenger RNA, 1970 nt
Organism: Anopheles stephensi (Asian malaria mosquito)
Lineage: Eukaryota; Metazoa; Arthropoda; Insecta; Diptera; Culicidae
Exons: 2
Coding region: 1339-1902 (187 amino acids)
Source: RefSeq, a predicted model, not a curated record